AUGCUGCGGUGGCUUCUGGUCUUCUCUGCUCUGGGUCUCGGAGCCUGGGGCGAUGCCCCCUGGGAGGAGACGCAAGAUAAGCUCAGGUCGGAGUUGCUUCAGUACGCACUUAGCAACAUCUCCCAGCUCAUUGAAAAAGUCAGACCGGUUCUCAAUGAUGUCUCCACCAUGGUGUCGCACAAGGAGUGGGGAGCUGAAGAGGUGGGCUGCAGCACCCAGCUGGCUCGGCCAGUGGACUUUCUUGUCACACACCACAUACCCGGACUGGAGUGUCACAACCAGACCACGUGUGGCCAGAGGCUGCGGGAGCUGCGGGCCUACCACAUGCACAACAACAGCUGGUGUGGCCUGGCCUACAACUUCCUGGUGGGAGACGACGGCCGGGUGUAUGAAGGUGUGGGCUGGGACAUCCAAGGCCUGCACACCCAGGGCUACAACAACGUCUCCCUGGGGCUCGCCUUCUUCGGCACCAAGGAAGGCCACAGUCCCAGUCCUGCCGCCCUGUCAGCCAUGGAGGGUCUGAUCUUCCACGCGAUGCUGAAGGGCCACCUGUCUCCCAUGUUCGUUCAGCCACUUCUUGUGAAAGGCGAGAAUUGCCUGGCCCCUAAGCAGAAGGCACGUCCCAAGAAAGCAUGUCCCACUAUUGUCCUGAGGCCUGCUUGGAAGGCUAGAGAGACCCACUGCCCCAAACUGAGCCUCCCAGCCAAGUACGUCAUCAUCAUCCAAACUGCGGGGAGAACCUGCCACAUGUCUGAUGAGUGCCAUCAGUUAGUCCAAGACAUCCAGUCCCUCUUCAUGGACAGAUACAGCACCUGCGACACUAGAUAUAACUUCCUUGUGGGCCAGGAUGGUGUCAUUUAUGAAGGAGUGGGUUGGAAUGUCCAAGGCUCCCACACUGAUGGCUACAAUGACAUUGCCCUGGGCAUUGCCUUCAUGGGCACCUUCUCAGGUGUCUCGCCCAAUGCCGCAGCGCUGCAGGCAGCCCAGGACCUGAUCGAAUGUGCUGUGGACAAGGGGUACCUGACUCCCAGCUACCUCCUGGUGGGGCAAAAGGAUGUGGUCAAUACCCUGUCUCCUGGGCAGGCCCUGUACGACAUCAUUAAGUCUUGGCCUCAUUUCAAACACUGA
This is a messenger RNA of Condylura cristata (star-nosed mole), 1128 nucleotides long. Its product is annotated as peptidoglycan recognition protein 4. Gene Ontology annotation, biological process: peptidoglycan catabolic process. The record is from RefSeq and is a predicted model, not a curated record. The transcript is spliced from 8 exons. Bases 1 to 1128 code for a protein of 375 amino acids. Gene Ontology annotation, molecular function: N-acetylmuramoyl-L-alanine amidase activity; zinc ion binding. Lineage: Eukaryota; Metazoa; Chordata; Mammalia; Eulipotyphla; Talpidae.